Molecule: messenger RNA, 1910 nt
Organism: Felis catus (domestic cat)
Lineage: Eukaryota; Metazoa; Chordata; Mammalia; Carnivora; Felidae
Gene: TIMM44
Product: translocase of inner mitochondrial membrane 44
Exons: 13
Coding region: 95-1459 (454 amino acids)
Biological process (GO): protein import into mitochondrial matrix
Cellular component (GO): mitochondrial inner membrane
Molecular function (GO): protein-folding chaperone binding
Source: RefSeq, a predicted model, not a curated record
GGCCGGCUUUUCCCAGACCCACGCCGCGCUACAUAGACGCGGCGGAUGACGCCAUCAGGCCGCGUCACCAGAAGGUCACACGGGAUCCAGCAACAUGGCGGCGGCGGCGCUGCGGGGAGGUUGGUGCCGCUGCCCGCAGAGAUGCCUCAGCAAUGGAGUCCAGUUCCUGUCCAGCCACAACCUAAUGCUACUGCACAAUGGUGCCUAUCAGAUACGCCGGCCCGGCCGAGAGCUGCCUCUGUCCAAAUCCUAUUCUUCUGGAAACAGGAAAGGCUUCCUCUCUGGCUUGCUAGAUAAUAUCAAGCAAGAAUUAGCCAAAAACAAAGAAAUGAAAGAAAGUAUAAAAAAGUUCCGAGAUGAGGCCCGCAAGCUAGAAGAGUCUGACGCGCUCCAGGAGGCCAGAAGGAAAUACAAAAGCAUUGAAUCCGAAACCGUGCGGACGAGCGAGGUGAUAAAGAAGAAGCUGGGGGAGAUCACAGGCACAGUGAAGGAGAGUCUUGAUGAAGUCGGUAAAAGCGACCUUGGCCGGAAGAUCAAGGAGAGCGUGGAGGAAGCUGCCAAGACUGCCAAACAGUCGGCCGAGUCGGUGUCCAAAGGCGGGGAGAAGCUGGGCCGGACCGCCGCCUUCAGAGCCAUCUCCCAGGGGGUAGAGUCCGUGAAGAAGGAGAUCGACGACAGCGUGCUGGGGCAGACCGGGCCCUAUCGGAGGCCAGAGCGCCUCAGGAAGAGGAAGGAGUUUGCAGGAGAGAAGCUCAAGGAAGAGAAGGUGUUUGAGCCUAACGAGGAGGCCCUGGGGGUCGUGCUGCACAAGGACUCCAAGUGGUACCAGCAGUGGAGAGACUUCAGGGACAACAACGUGGUAUUUAAUCGGUUCUUCGAGAUGAAGGUGAAGUAUGACGAGAGCGACAACGUCCUCAUCCGGGCGUCCCGCGCGCUGACAGACAAGGUCACAGACCUGCUGGGGGGCCUGUUCUCGAAGACGGAGAUGUCAGAGGUGCUCACGGAGAUCCUGCGAGUUGACCCUGCCUUCGACAAGGAGCGGUUCCUGCAGCAGUGUGAGAGCGACAUCAUCCCCAACGUCCUGGAGGCCAUGAUUUCUGGAGAGCUUGAGAUUCUCAAAGACUGGUGCUAUGAAGCUACCUACAGCCAGCUGGCGCACCCGAUCCAGCAGGCCAAGGCGCUGGGCCUGCAGUUCCACUCCCGCAUUCUGGACAUCGACAACAUCGACCUGGCCAUGGGCAAGAUGAUGGAGCAGGGGCCUGUGCUGAUCAUCACCUUCCAGGCCCAGCUGGUGAUGGUGAUCAAGAACCCCAAAGGCGAGGUGGUGGAGGGCGACCCGGACAAGGUGCUGCGCAUGCUGUACGUGUGGGCGCUCUGUCGAGACCAGGACGAGCUCAACCCCUACGCGGCCUGGCGGCUCCUGGACAUCUCAGCGUCCAGCACGGAGCAGGUCCUCUGAGCGUGGUGGCCACGAGCAGAGGCUUCUGGGCUGGAUCAGCGCGCGGUGGUUACACAGGACUGGUGUCUGCCUGUCACAACUAGACCUCUGGGGAAGACGGGACUGUCGGAUCUCUACCAGGGCCGCUACAAAACCAGCUGGAUGGGGACGGGCGGGUGGAUGAGGGGGGCCGGCUCCCCAUCCCGGGGGGCUCCUGCACUGCUGCCACGCCCCUCCGCCAGCAGCCGGGGUCAAUAUGGUGCACCGGCCGGAUGGUGCCGAGAGGCCACCCCCCUGGCCCAGGGACGAUCCAGGGGGCAGGACGGCAGGUCUAGGACCUGCUGCUCAGAGUAGCAUACGAGCCGCUUCAGCCCGGCCAUUUUGGCUCCGUUUUUUAACAGUGCCCUUAUUAUCCUGUAUAUAUGCCUGAGAUUUGGAAAUAAUAAUAAAACGCCAAAGUGCAGGACAGCAA